GAGGAUUGUCCACGAGGUGAAUGGCCUCUAGCAGUAGUUGAAGAAUCGUAUCCAGAUAAGAAUGGACAUGUUAGACAAGUGUUGAUUCGUGCAGCCAAUCAGACUCAAUAUCGACGUGAUGUUAGGAAAUUGUGUCUCCUGGAGAAAUUCGACUCGGAGUAA
Messenger RNA from Paramuricea clavata, 162 nucleotides. Lineage: Eukaryota; Metazoa; Cnidaria; Anthozoa; Malacalcyonacea; Plexauridae. The record is from the annotation of a GenBank genome assembly.